Messenger RNA from Molossus molossus (Pallas's mastiff bat), 2192 nucleotides. RefSeq names its product zinc finger matrin-type 5 (gene ZMAT5). The transcript has 5 exons. Bases 145 to 576 code for a protein of 143 amino acids. Gene Ontology annotation, cellular component: U12-type spliceosomal complex. Gene Ontology annotation, molecular function: zinc ion binding. The record is from RefSeq and is a predicted model, not a curated record. Lineage: Eukaryota; Metazoa; Chordata; Mammalia; Chiroptera; Molossidae.
CCCAAAGGUUUCUGGGAAGGGAGACCUGAUACCCAAGGAAGGACUACGUAUCCCAGCAAGCAGUUCGCGACGCAAGGGCACAGGAGGAGGAGCCCAAAGCCCUCGCCCCGGCGGAGCCAGUGACAACACCUGGCACAGGUGGCCAUGGGGAAGCGUUACUUCUGCGACUACUGUGACCGCUCCUUCCAGGACAACCUCCACAACCGCAAGAAGCACCUGAAUGGGCUGCAGCAUCUCAAGGCCAAGAAGUCCUGGUACGACAUGUUCCGAGAUGCAGCUGCCAUCUUGCUGGAUGAACAGAACAAACGGCCCUGCAGGAAGUUUCUGCUGACAGAGGAGAGGAGGGCCAGGGAGUGGCCUGUGGACAUCACUGAAAUUCCUGAGGGCCAUCUGGAGGACUGGCUGGAGAAGAGAGCCAAGCGGCUGAGCUCAGCCCCAAGCAGCAGGGUUGAACCCAUCAGAGCCACUGUCUUCCAGUACCCAGUGGGCUGGCCACCAGUCCAGGAGCUGCCUCCAUCUCUGCGGGCACCCCCACCCGGCGGGUGGCCCCUACAGCCCAGCAUCCAGUGGGGCUAGUCCCUCAUCCCCACCUGACCCCCACCGGGUCAGCUCCCACUACAGUCACAGUAAAGUUAAGGGCUCAUACUAGGAACGCUGAAGUCACCUCCAGCUGUGGCCCCAUAGAGCCUCUAAAGCUAUUAGCUCAGCCUGGCCUGGCCUUGCUGAGGCCCAGGAGUUCUCCCCCCAGGUGGCAGCCCUGGCUCUGUGCCAGUCAGCUCCACCCUCCUUCCCUCUUGAAAAGACGGGUGAGAAAACUUCCCGCUGGAUGUUUAUAAAGAAAGUCUGUCACUAUGGUGAUAUGGCUACGCUUCCCCCUUGCCGGGUGCGUCAGCUACGUGCUCUGGUCCCUGGUCAGCGGAUGGGCAGGCCUGGAGUGAUAUGAGGUCUUCUCCAGGGUGACAGUACUUGCUGCCCUUCUCCCUUGGGAGCUGGAAAAGGGUGGCCAGUGUGGCUGUGACCAUCACCCAUUUGAGAAGUGGCUCCAGUUCUGGGGAGAAGGAGCCCAAGGACUUGGUCUGCCAUGCCCAGUCCCCAUAUCUGCUCGAGCUGAACUGGGGCCCAAGCAUGAGAUGGGACAACUGAGGCAGGGAUGGGAGCGGGGUCUCCAGCCUAGUGAGUGUAGAGAAAUGGGGCACCCAGGAAGAAAGGCCCUGGGCUUGAGAGAGUGGCCUGGGUGAGCUUCCUGGCAUGGACAUGAGCCCCUUCAAGGCUUCUGCCCUGGAGGAGCCCCGGGCCAGUGGGAAGAUCACAGGCUGCUCAGGCAUUUGAAGCCUCCUGGCCCCUCUGCUCCCUUCCUCAAGUAUCCUCCAGUUCUAAAUUCUGUGCCAGGUGGUAGUGGGCAUAGCCCUCAGGCCACUGGGCCUCUUGGGAGGUACCCAGAGGGUGGGGGCCUGGAGGGCCACCUCAGUUGCCCCAUCUUCCUAGAGCUUCUGCCCUUCCUGAAAAUCCUAUUGAUGGGGUAACAGGCCAAAUGUGGGGACCCUUUGUACCUUGGGCUCUCAUCUGUGAAAUGAGCUGGUUCUUGGGCCCGUGGGUGUGUGAAGGGGGCUGGAUCUGAGUGUAAGGAGGGUCAGAGGACGGAACCCAGCAGAAGGCCAGGAGCCUUCUUGGCCAAUGCCAAGGAGUAGAGCCCAGGAGACCCUGGCCUCAUACCCCUAUACCCCAGGAAGAGGCUUUCUGUCCACCUCUACCACCUGGCCUAUGGCCCAACCUCAGGGACCAGGGUUGGGCUAGUUGUGUGGCCCCGGACACAGGGUGUCCCUUCCUGCCUAAGGGACACAGCAGCUACUGAGCCCUGUACAAAUUCUUCCUUAAUAUCCCAGGAGCCCCUGGACAGUGGGAAGAGUUAGUGCUACGUACACGCCAGGGUGGGGCAGGGGCAGGGUACAGGCGGGACUGGAGGCCGUCCUCGGAGCCACCACCAGGCCCUCCACAGCUGGGCCACGGCUCCAUGCAAGGGGUAGGGUCAUUGGACGUCCAGGCCCUGAAGUACACGCAGUGGUGGUGGCCCAGGGAGUGGCUGAGGGAAAGGACUGCAGGCGGUGGUGGAUGUGGAGGGCCCCAUGCACCUCUCGCGCCAGAUGAGGUGCUCAGGCGAUGCCUAUUUCAUGCCGCUACGCAGUACCUGGUUG